AUGGAAAUAGUCUGGGAGGUGCUUUUUCUUCUUCAAGCCAAUUUCAUCGUCUGCAUAUCAGCUCAACAGAAUUCACCAAAAAUCCAUGAAGGCUGGUGGGCAUACAAGGAGGUGGUCCAGGGAAGCUUUGUCCCAGUUCCUUCUUUCUGGGGAUUGGUGAACUCAGCUUGGAAUCUUUGCUCUGUGGGGAAACGACAGUCGCCAGUCAAUAUAGAGACUACUCACAUGAUCUUCGACCCCUUUCUGACGCCCCUUCGCAUCAACACUGGGGGCAGGAAGGUCAGUGGGACCAUGUACAACACUGGAAGACAUGUGUCCCUGCGCCUGGACAAGGAGCACUUGGUCAACGUAUCAGGAGGGCCCAUGACAUACAGUCACCGGCUGGAGGAGGUCCGGCUACACUUUGGGAGUGAGGAUAGCCAAGGGUCAGAGCACCUCCUCAACGGACAAGCCUUCUCUGGGGAGGUGCAGCUCAUCCACUAUAACCAUGAGUUAUAUACCAAUGUCACAGAAGCUGCAAAGAGUCCAAAUGGAUUGGUGGUAGUUUCUAUAUUUAUAAAAGUUUCUGAUUCAUCAAACCCAUUUCUUAAUCGGAUGCUCAACAGAGAUACUAUCACAAGAAUAACAUAUAAAAAUGAUGCAUAUUUACUACAGGGACUUAAUAUAGAGGAACUAUAUCCAGAGACCUCUAGUUUCAUUACUUAUGAUGGGUCAAUGACUAUUCCACCCUGCUAUGAGACGGCAAGCUGGAUAAUAAUGAACAAACCUGUCUAUAUAACCAGGAUGCAGAUGCAUUCCUUACGCCUGCUCAGCCAGAAUCAACCAUCUCAGAUCUUUCUGAGCAUGAGUGACAACUUCAGGCCCGUCCAGCCACUCAACAACCGCUGCAUCCGCACCAACAUCAACUUCAGUUUACAGGGGAAGGACUGUCCAAACAACCGGGCCCAGAAGCUUCAGUAUAGAGUAAAUGAAUGGCUCCUCAAAUAG
This is a messenger RNA of Eubalaena glacialis (North Atlantic right whale), 987 nucleotides long. It is a transcript of the gene CA10, whose product is annotated as carbonic anhydrase 10. Lineage: Eukaryota; Metazoa; Chordata; Mammalia; Artiodactyla; Balaenidae. Gene Ontology annotation, molecular function: zinc ion binding; carbonate dehydratase activity. The transcript has 9 exons. Bases 1 to 987 code for a protein of 328 amino acids. The record is from RefSeq and is a predicted model, not a curated record.